GAAGGGCGAGUUCCGACGUAAAGCUUUAAAUGCGGUGCAAGAAAGGAUGUGGAGGAGGAAGCCUUGUGAGCAAAGAGGGUAGCUGCCUGCAGCAGAGUGACGAGAUCUUAUCUCAACUGUCAAAAUGGAGCUUGACAUCCAGUGUGAGGAGAUGAGCCCAUCUAGAUGGGCUGAACUUCUGUCCACAAUGAAAUCAUGCAAAACCAUCAGGCUGGAUGACUGCAAUCUCUCCAGCAGUAACUGCAAGGAUCUCUCCUCUAUCAUCAAUACAAAUCCAUUCCUCACAGGCCUGAAGCUGAACAACAAUGAGCUGGGAGAUGCAGGCAUUGAAUACCUGUGUAAAGGAUUGCUGAUGCCAACCUGUAGCCUACAGAAGUUAUGGCUGCAAAACUGCAACCUGACAAGUGCCAGCUGUGAGACACUCUGCUCUGUCCUCAGUGUACAGCCGUCCUUGACAGAGCUGCAUGUAGGUGAUAACAAACUUGGAACUGCUGGAGUGAAGAUGCUGUGUCAAGGGAUGAUGAACCCCAACUGUAAGCUGCAGAAGCUGCAGCUGGAGUAUUGUGAACUCACAGCUGAUGUUGUGGAAGCUCUCAAUGCUGCUCUGCAAAGCAAGCCCACCAUGAAGGAGCUGAGUCUGAGUAACAACACGCUGGGAGAUACAGCUGUAAAGCAGCUGUGCCGGGCACUGGUGGAGGCAAGCUGCAACCUAGAGUUACUACACCUGGAGAACUGUGGCAUAACCAGCGAUAGCUGCUGGGAGAUCAGCACUCUUCUCAGUAACAAGUCAUCACUGAUAGAUCUCUCUGUGGGGGAUAACAAGAUCGGAGAUUCUGGUCUGGCUCUGCUGUGCCAAGGACUGAUGCAUACUAACUGCAGAAUCCAGAAGCUCUGGUUAUGGGACUGUGAUCUCACAAGUGCUAGCUGUAAGAAUCUCUCCAGACUCAUCAGUACAAAAGAGAGCCUCACAGAGAUAAGUCUGAUAGACAACAGCCUGAAAGACUCAGGGAUGGAAAUGCUGUGUCAGGCACUCAAGGAUCCCAAAUCUAAACUCCAGGAGCUAUGGAUUAGGGAGUGUGGACUCACAACUGCUUGCUGCAAGGCUGUCAGUUCUGCUCUCAGUGUGAACAAGCACUUGAAAAUACUGCAUAUGGGUGAGAACAAGUUGGGAGAUGAAGGCGUUGAACUCAUGUGUGAAGGGCUACUGCAUCCCAACUGCAACAUCCAGUCCCUAUGGCUGGGUAACUGCGAUCUCACAGCAGCCUGCUGUGCAACCAUUGCCACCGUCAUGGCUACCAAGCAGUGCCUUACUGAACUGGACCUGAGCUACAACUCUCUGGAAGAUGAAGGCAUCAGGAAGAUCUGCGAAGCCUUGAGGAGUCCCAGCUGCAAUGUGCAGCAGUUAAUUUUAUAUGACAUUUUCUGGAGUUCUGAAGUGGAUGAUGAACUGAGAGCCCUGGAAGAGUCCAAGCCUGAAGUGAAGAUCAUUUCAUGAGCAUGAUCAUACCUGCAGAGCAAUGUCAAAGCAACAUCCUCUUCUUAAUCUGGACUUUUUCAUACAUAAAGCUAAUUAACUUAACGGAGAAUUCACUUGUACAAAAAAUAUAUGUGGCUUCUCUGAGUCAGUGUUCAGGGAUCAAUUUUCUGUACAUCUCUGGAUGUACUAACUCUGAGACUCAUGAAAGCAUUGUAUAUUUUCACUGCAACAUUUACAGUCCUAGAAAUAAACAAUUACUGGGCAUCUCCUAGAA
Messenger RNA from Apus apus (common swift), 1751 nucleotides. It is a transcript of the gene RNH1, whose product is annotated as ribonuclease/angiogenin inhibitor 1. The record is from RefSeq and is a predicted model, not a curated record. Bases 125 to 1495 code for a protein of 456 amino acids. Gene Ontology annotation, cellular component: cytoplasm. Gene Ontology annotation, molecular function: protein binding. The transcript has 10 exons. Lineage: Eukaryota; Metazoa; Chordata; Aves; Apodiformes; Apodidae.